This is a messenger RNA of Heterostelium album PN500, 471 nucleotides long. RefSeq lists its product as uncharacterized. Bases 1 to 471 code for a protein of 156 amino acids. Lineage: Eukaryota; Evosea; Eumycetozoa; Acytosteliales; Acytosteliaceae. The record is from RefSeq and is a predicted model, not a curated record. The transcript has 2 exons.
AUGCAAUAUUUCUUAGCUCUUUUUGUUAUCUUUGUACUAUUUUCUAGUACCAGUAAUGCCGUAGAACUUGAACUUACUGAUAAACCUUUAACCGUUAAUAUUACACAAGGUCCAAUAUUUAGAACAAGUGAAACACCUGUUUAUCAAAAAAAAGAAGAUGUUACCAAAGAGAUUUUACUUUUACCUUAUGAUAAAGCAUUCGGAGAACCCCAAUACGAUCUAUCAAGUGGCAAACCAAGAAAUGCUCCAAUAAGAAUUGAUCAAGGAGGUAAAACCAAAGAUGGUUACUUUGUAACUCAAACCAAAGUCGUUGCAGUCAAACAAAAAAAUAGUAUUUCUGUAGUGUUUACAAGUCCACUGUGUGCCAACAAACAGAACGAGAAUGAUAGACAACUAAUAUUAAGAAAUAUUAAAGAAGCUGCAAUACGUUCAUAUGAUACAAGUAGAAUUUUUAUUGUUAGAUGUCAAUAA